Anastrepha obliqua is the source of this 2966-nucleotide messenger RNA. RefSeq names its product glutamate receptor ionotropic, kainate 2 (gene GluRIIE). Gene Ontology annotation, cellular component: postsynaptic membrane; plasma membrane. Gene Ontology annotation, molecular function: transmitter-gated monoatomic ion channel activity involved in regulation of postsynaptic membrane potential; glutamate-gated receptor activity. Bases 90 to 2807 code for a protein of 905 amino acids. The transcript has 15 exons. NCBI's taxonomy places the organism in Eukaryota, Metazoa, Arthropoda, Insecta, Diptera, Tephritidae. Gene Ontology annotation, biological process: synaptic transmission, glutamatergic; monoatomic ion transport; modulation of chemical synaptic transmission. The record is from RefSeq and is a predicted model, not a curated record.
UCGAGGCACAUGGCCGCAACAAACGGAAUGCUCUAAAGUUAGAAUUUUAUGGAUAGGCGUUUCUUUUAGCUAGUUGCGUGAAUUGAAAGAUGCAUUUCAAAAGUAAUAUUUCGCUAUUUUUCAUAUUUUUGGUGCAUAAUGUGCGGUACUGCACCGCACAGGAUAGUCGCUACUCAAGUGAUGGCAGGAGUUAUGAAGGCAAUAGUUACGGCGUAUUUGAACCAAUACCAAUAGGUUUAAUUACUGACCAAUAUACCGAUCGUAUGGGGGUUAUUUUUGAACACGCAAUUGAGGUAGUCAAUGACCACUUACGAACGCCGCUAAAAGCCAUUAAAGAGGAAGUUAGUUACGGCGAUUCCUUUCAAGCUUACAAAAUAUUAUGUAAGCUGUUGCAGAAUGGCGUGGGUGGGGUUUUUGGUCCCUCUUCGCGACAUACCGCCAAACAUUUGACAACGAUUUGCGAUGCCAAGGAUGUACCCUAUUUCUUUUCAGAAAUGAAUGAGAACUCGGAGGCUUUUAACUUAUAUCCUCAUCCCUUAGACUUCUCAAAAGCGUUAUAUUUUUUACUCAAAGAGUAUGAGUGGUCUCGUUUCAUAUUUUUAUAUGAAUCUGUUGAAUACCUUACUAUACUCAAUGGUCUUAUGUCAUUCUAUGGUAAUAACGGUCCAACCAUAACGGUUUUACGCUAUGACAUAGAAUUAAAUGGCGAUUAUAAAACAGUACUGAGACGUGUGAGGAAAUCUGGAGAUAAUCAGAUCGUAGUUGUUGGCUCUUCAGACACUAUGCCCGAAUUUUUGCGACAGGCUCUACAGGUUGGCAUUAUAAAUGAGGACUAUAAGUAUAUUAUCGGUAAUUUAGAUUUUCACGCUUUCGAUCUUGAGGAAUUUAAAUACACCGAGGCGAACAUAACAAGCUUUAGAAUGUUUUCUCCGAAACAAAGCGCCAUUCAAAGGAUUAUGGAAAAGAUGGGGUACAUUUCCACCCCAGAAGAUUUACGAAAUGGUUCCUGCCCUAUAACGCUUUCCAUGGCUUUAGUAUACGACUCUGUUCAGCUAUUUGCGGAAACUACCAAAUAUCUAACGGUGCAGACAGUGGCCAUGAACUGCAGCGAUCGCAGUGAAAGUGUUCUGGAUGAUGGUUCCACGUUCAAGAAUUACAUGAGAACGCUCAAUUUGCAGGAAAGGACUUUGACAGGCCCGAUCUACUUUGAAGGCAAUAUACGCAAAGGCUAUUCUUUAGAUGUAAUUGAAUUACAGCCAUCCGGAAUUCUAAAAAUUGGAACAUGGAAUGAAAACUCCAAUCUUACCAUGAAACGUGUAGCGCAAACGAAUUCAAUCGUAGACAACGUUGAUAACUCACUGGCAAAUAAAACAUUUAUAGUGUUAUUAAACGUGCCGAACAAACCCUAUGCUAGUCUAGUGGAUAGUUAUGAAAAACUGGAAGGCAAUAGUCAGUAUGAAGGAUAUGGAGUCGAUCUUAUUCAGGAGCUCGCUGCAAAGUUGGGUUUCGAUUUUAUUUUAAAAAACGGUGGCAACGACUAUGGAUCAUAUAAUGCUUCUACAAACACAACAACAGGAAUGCUAAAGGAAAUCAUUACGGGGAACGCAGACUUGGCAAUAACAGAUUUAACAAUAACAGCUGCACGUCAACAGGUGGUCGAUUUUUCUAUACCAUUCAUGAAUUUGGGUAUUGCAAUUUUACAUUUAAAAGCACAAAAAGCUCCACCAGCGUAUUUCACAUUCAUGGAUCCAUACUCCCAAGAUGUGUGGUGGCUUUUGGGACUCUCCUUUCUAUUAGUUUCAUUCAGCUUCUUUAUAUUGGGUCGUCUUUCUCCUUCAGAAUGGGACAAUCCCUAUCCAUGCAUUGAGGAACCGACUGAAUUAGUAAAUCAAUUUACUAUUGGCAACUCAUUGUGGUUUACUACGGGUGCUUUACUGCAGCAAGGUUCCGAAAUGGAGCCAAAAGCCAUUUCAACCCGCACUGUCGCUUCCUUUUGGUGGUUUUUUACUUUACUUAUGGUUUCAACCUACACAGCGAACUUGGCCGCUUUCUUAACCAUCGAAAACCCAACAAGUCUUAUUGAUUCCAUAGAUGAUCUUGCUGAAAAUAAGCAUGGUGUGUUAUACGGUGCCAAAAAAGUGGGUUCAACGCGAGAAUUUUUCGAGAAAUCAGAAGACCCUCGCCAUGUAAAAAUGAACAAAUUUCUAAACAGCCAUCCUGAUUUAUUGACCAAUGACAACAUGGAUGGUGUUAAGCGGGUUGACCGAUCCUACGCAUUCCUUAUGGAAUCUACUUCAAUUGAAUACAAUACGAUGCGGUUAUGUCAUUUAAGAAAAGUUGGUAAUGCAUUGGAUGAAAAAGGCUAUGGAAUAGCUAUGAGAAAAAAUUGGCCCUAUCGGGACAAAUUCAACAACGCGCUGCUUCAACUACAAGAACAAGGCUCCUUAGAAAAAAUGAAGAAUAAGUGGUGGAAUGAAGUCGGAGCCAAUAUUUGUACUUCUGGUAAGCAGGGAGAAACUCAAACUAAAUUAAAAAUGGAGAACUUAAUGGGUAUUUAUAUUGUCUUGGUAGUGGGAAGUGUCCUUGCCUUUAUUUAUGGCAUCGUUAGCUGGAUUGUUUACAUCAUCGCAAAAGCAAAACAUUAUCAGGUGCCCAUGAAAGAAGCCUUCUUGGAGGAGUUAAAGUUUGCGCUUGAUUUUAGUAGUCAUACGCGUAUUCUUAAAAGCACCGCUUCAAUAUAUUCACGUAGUCGCAAUACCUCACUUUCACCUCCAUCAAUUGAGCCACAAACUAAAUCACUGAAAUAAUAAUUGGUGUAUUUAGGGCAUAUUUUUAUUAUAUUUUUUAUUAAACAUAUAAAGCUUGGCUCAUAAUAGCUUAUUUAAAAUGACAAUUUUGUAACUUUAUAGCAAAUUUUGUAUAUAAAUACUUAAAUAUGUCUAAUGGAAAAAUAUAUGACAAAGAGA